GCGUGUAUCGCCUCUAGAUAACGGAGGAACGGGAUCAACGGGUGUUAGCAUUCCGAGGCACCCACUGCACCCAAUCCUCUCUCUCUCUCUCUCUCUCCACAACAAUCGCAUCCUCGCUGAAUCUUGUGUCCUCUUGAUUUCCCUCGCAUGUCUCAGCUCUUGGCAAAACUAGCAUUUUCAAUUUUGGAAAUGGCUUAAAUAACCCAUUUUCUUGAUUAUCUUUCUGCAUAUUAUUCCCGUACUUCAUCGCCUGCAACUGCACUGGUGAGUAAUUUUCGAAAAUAGGACAAUCCGUUUGUGGAUUUUGCAGUUUUUAAGUUUCUUUCAAUUGGGUAUUGUUUGGAUUGAAGUCAUUGGUGAGGGUUUUAGGGAAAUGGGUUCUUUUUCUCUGAUGGGUUUUGCUAGGUAGGAAUUGCUGUUAAAUGGGUAUAACUUGGAUUUAUAUUAUUUGUACUCAGCUUGUUCUGAUGUGAGUGGUUGGUUCUGAUGAGUAUGACUUUGUGGCACUGAUUUAACGUAUUCAAAAUUUUGGGGCCCUGAUUCCUUAGAUGUUUCUUGAUGUCUGGUUGUUAAUAAUUGGCUUUUGUCUAUCCAAUUUAUCACUGCUCCAAAGAAAUAAAAGUGGUUUUGGUUAAUGAGUUGAGAUAUUCUAUCUUGGUUCCAUGUUAGUGGAGUUUCUGUUUCAAUUUGAUUUUCGCCUCACAAAAAUUGAGGGUCUCGGUUCUUCAGUUCCAGUAUUGUUGGGUUCGUGAAAUUUUUUGUCUUCAGGUUUAUGAUUCUUCGAAUUAAGGUGAAGAGGAAAUUUUGUACCGUGGAAUUUGGGUAGUGAUUUAUUUACUGGGAAAGGGAAAGCAGUUAUGGAUAUAUGGGUUGCUUUAGCAGCUGCUAGUGCCGACUAUUUAGCAAAACAUUGGAAGAAAGUAAAGAGGGACGUGGAAAGUUCAUCAGAGUUUCCUUCCGGGGAUUCCAAAUUUGUGAAGCCUGGAUCACCACCUUCCAUGGGUCGACAUGGUGACAAGAGAUGUCCUUUGCGAAGAUUGGCACCGAGAAAAAGACUUGGUGAAGAUGUUCCUAGAGAAAGGGAGCAAGCUGCUCAAAGUGCUUCCGCAUCGGGUGAAAAAUUAUAUAACUUUGAUCAUUACAGGGAUUGCAAUGUGCUUUCUAUAUCUACUUUGUCUCCUGCAUACUUGCAAAGUGAAGACCAAGCAGUAGCAGAAGGAUUAAGAGAAAAUGCCAACAAGUUUGAAAAUACCUGCGAUUCAUUUCAUGAGCCUCCAACGACAGAAAUGAGUACUUCUUAUGGUUUCACGAGGAAUAGGAUCUCUCUUAGAAGUAGAAAAUCUAAUAUGCAAUUUGUAACGCCUCUUAGUUCCCUAGAAAGUUGCCUCAUGGCUCAGUUGUAUAGGGAACAUGCUGGAAUGGAAGAGUAUGUGCUUAGUUCUGCUCCAUCACAAUCUUCACCGGCUCUGAGACCGUUCUUUGUGACUGACGGAAGGAGGAUAAUCGGCGGAGGGGGUUAUUCAUUUAGUUUGCCAACUGAAAAUAGAAAAAAUGAGCUUCGUAACCAAAUCAGUUCAGCAGAAAAUGAGACUGUUUUGGGAGUUCCUCCACUACCAUAUGUUGGGUCUUUGGAGCUUCCGAGGGUGAAAGUUAAAAUGCGGAAGGGGCUUGGUAGGAAAUUGAGCAGUUCUAGUAAAAUGAUCAAUGCGAAGCACUUCGAUUUACUAACUGGAUCAUCUCAUGGGGCUCCUCUUUUCGGUCUCGGGUUAUCUGUUGGCUUGAUAUCUUCUUUCUUAGCAAAUAAAAGGGAGGUAGAAAAAUUGAAUGACUUGUUAGAGCAUACUGAAAACUUGGUUCAAGAUCUACAAGAUGAACUCGAGAUGAAAGAUGCAUUAACUGUAAAAGAGCUUGCCAUUGAGGACUAUUCUGAUAAAAGCACAUCAAAUUCAUUUUGCUCGCAACAGAAUUGGGAUGGAUCAAGGAAAUAUUGUGGCAAAGAACUGCUUGAUCAGAAAGCAGAGGAAGAUUCUGAAUCUGUGAGUAAAAUUGAAGCUGAGCUUCAAGCUGAACUGGAAAGAUUGGAACUGAACAUGAAUUCAUUGAGUUUGGAGAGAAGAUUGUCUAGUCUAGUUGAGCUUGACCCAGACUUCAUACCAGAAAUCACUCACGACGAAUUGAGACCCGACAUGUUUCGUAGACAAGCCAAAGCCCAACCCUAUGCGGAUUGUGAUGGAAUUUGUACCUCCACCCCUCACUCUGCUAACUACGCCGUCUCCCCCAGAGAACUAACCUUGCAUCUGCAUGAAGUCAUCCAGUCCAGACUAGAAGAACGUGUCAAGGAGCUCGAGACAGCACUUGAAAAUAGCCAUAGGAAGGUUCAGCUCAUGGAGUCAGAGCGAGAGACAUUUUUUAGGGACCUUUCACUUAGCGACCUGAGAUCAUCAUCUUAUGAAGAUAUCAUAGAGGACCAACCUGUGGUUAUCAAUCUCUCUGAGGAAGCUUUAGAUGCUUAUAAUGAGGCGUACAGCGCAUUUGCAAAGUUGAAUGAGUCAGAGGAAGCUGAUUUGACAUCAGGAGGCAAGGUAAACACACUACAAAAUUUCAACCAAAAUGGUGGUGAAUCAUCACCGGCGCUAGUUUCUCAUGAAGUAAGGAAUUUGGAUGAACACCUUUUGUGGGGUGAUGAAAGUGAGAAUGGACAUGAUGAGGUGGAAAUGCUGUUGAUAAAGCAGAUUGUUGAGAAAACCAGGAAAGAUUCUUCUGUCAUUUUGAACGCUAAGAAAGGAUUGUUUUCGGGUGAUGAAUGUGAACAAUGAAUGGACUGAAAGAACGAUUUUGCAGUGUAACGAGGUAAAAUGUGCAUUGAACGAGUCUCAAAUCUCUUCUUUCUUCAUCAUUUUAACUGAUAGAAGGCCUCAACUGAUAGAAGCUAGUUGUGGGAAAGAAGUUGCAAUUUUGACUAAAGAACAUGUACUAGAAUAGAAUACCCUUAUGUUAAUUCUGAUGCGUUUCAUGUGCAUGUGCGGUUUCGAAUUCAUUUUCCAUAUUCACUUCCUCCAUUUUCAGCAUUUACCAUGUUUUUCUUGGG
Molecule: messenger RNA, 3088 nt
Organism: Rhododendron vialii
Lineage: Eukaryota; Viridiplantae; Streptophyta; Magnoliopsida; Ericales; Ericaceae
Exons: 3
Coding region: 858-2816 (652 amino acids)
Biological process (GO): asymmetric cell division
Source: RefSeq, a predicted model, not a curated record